Messenger RNA from Salarias fasciatus (jewelled blenny), 996 nucleotides. Its product is annotated as basic salivary proline-rich protein 2-like. NCBI's taxonomy places the organism in Eukaryota, Metazoa, Chordata, Actinopteri, Blenniiformes, Blenniidae. The transcript is spliced from 5 exons. Bases 1 to 996 code for a protein of 331 amino acids. The record is from RefSeq and is a predicted model, not a curated record.
AUGCCACGCCUCGCGACCCAGGGGGGAACCGGGAAAGGCCGCCACCCCGGAGGCCCGGAGGCGGCCCCCGAGGGAGGCAAGGAAACGGGGCGAGCCCGCCGCGCACCCCCCCCCCCAAACCCCCCACCCGUCCCGCCCCCGGGGCGCCAGGGGCCAACCAGGACCCACUGGGGCAGCCGGGGGCACAGGCGACACCCAAUGAGCAGCAGCGACACCAGCCCGGGGGAAACCACCCUAAUGCUGGACAUGUCUCUGGGGCCCAGCGCCCCCAAGAGGGCCAGGAGGGAAUGCCACCAUGACCCAGUACCCGGGGCCAGCGGGCCGACCCCAACACCCCAGCCCAACCCGAAGCAAAGGGCCACCAGAGAUCCCCCGUCCCCCGGAGUCCCAUCCAGGCACCCCCCCCACGCCCAGGAACCCCCGCACCACCAAGGAGCAGCCCCCCGCCUAACCAGGACCACCGGAGGGUGGGACGCGGCAACUAUCCCCCAGCAAUGCGUGAGCCCAAGUGCAGAGAGCAAGAGGUCCAGGAAAGACCCCCGGGAGACAGAACAACCCCUGGCAGGACCCACAGUCCCGAAACGGACCAAGAUGCUGAGCCCGGUCCACCGAACCCAGGGCCGCCCAGGCGACGUCACAGGUCGGCCAGCCCGCGGAGGAGCCGCCAAGGCUGAUACCGGCACCAACCCAAAGAGAGAGCCAGACCCCCAGCCACACCCGCCAGCAGAGGAAGGCCCCCGGCCCCCGGAGGACAGAAAGACGGAGGCCCCAGGGAGGCGACAAGACCCGGCAGCCCCGCAGGCACAAGACGAGACAUCCGAGAGGCCCGCCACGCAGAAGGGCAACAGAUCAGGCAGCCCCAAGUUCCAGUCCUCAGCAAAGUCUCCAGUUGAGAUCCUGUUCCCUGAUACUGUCGUACUGGAACCACUGCCUGGAGGUUUGGAGCAGCAGCUCCACAUCCUCACUGCAGAACAGAGCCGUCAGGAGGAUCCAUGA